This is a messenger RNA of Purpureocillium takamizusanense, 3725 nucleotides long. RefSeq lists its product as uncharacterized. Gene Ontology annotation, molecular function: amino acid transmembrane transporter activity. The record is from RefSeq and is a predicted model, not a curated record. Gene Ontology annotation, biological process: amino acid transmembrane transport. NCBI's taxonomy places the organism in Eukaryota, Fungi, Ascomycota, Sordariomycetes, Hypocreales, Ophiocordycipitaceae. The transcript is spliced from 2 exons. Bases 356 to 2221 code for a protein of 621 amino acids.
CUUUGACUGUCCCAGUUAUCAGAGCUUCAGCUCAUGAGCUUGGCCGAUCUCGAGUCCUUGGCAAUCCUCUUCGACGUCGCUUGCUCUUGGCCAUUACGACUGUCACCUAGCCAGGCCGCAAGCAAGUCAAAUCGACUGACUGCCCAGCGUUGCCGUGUCUACACGAACCAAACAGUCCCGCUUCUCAAGAGUCAUCAUCUGUGAUGGCCGGAGCACAUUCCACUAAACUCGUUUCCUAUCACUGUUCUUGGUCCUGGACAGCUAUUGCUGAAGCCGGGCUAGGGUUCGUCAAGGGCCGCUCUCACUAGACAACUCCUAGUCUUCCCGCCAUCGAGCUUCCAAUUACGUUGAAGGCAUGGCCGAUCACAGCGACCAAGUCACGCCAGGCAGCGUGGGCAGCGGGCACAGCAGACGACAAGCCGCCAUCCUCGACCGUUUCCUGCCGGAUGGCUACUCGGCCGACCCCGAGGCCAGCUUGGCGACGCAGCCUGCGGAGCAAUUGUCUCCCGCACAGUCACCGUUCGCACUACAGGAUCCGCCGGAGUUCGUGUCAACCGUUGCGUCUAGCAAUGAUGCGCUGGUCGAAGAUCAGACUCCUCCCAGUGGCGAGGCUGCCGAAUCGUCGUUGAAGCUUCAGGGGGGUGACAUUCACCGCGACAUGUACAAGAUCAAGGCCCGCGCCAACUCUCUCCGCCGGGCUGCCACCUUCUCCCACCAGCCGUCCCCCCGACUUCAUCCAGCCGACGAGCUUUCUUAUCCGGAGCAGCGGGAGCCCGGAGGUUUCCGCCGCCAGCAUUUGCAGUACCGCGCUCGGCAGCGCCGUCUUAGUGGGCCGCUCGUCGUGGCCAGGAACUUUGUCGAUUUUCUGGAGCUCUACGGCAGUUUCGCCGGUGAGGACCUAGAGGACGCCGAUACGUCCGAGGAUGAAUCUGCCAUAGACGAACGCGAGGACGACGGGGCCGGCGAGCGGCGCCCUCUUCUACCUCGCCCGUCAAUGGGCCAUCGCAGGAUCUCCCGGCGCCAAGGCCGAGCCGGAGAUGCCAGCACCAUCAAGACUUUCUUCACCCUUUUAAAGGCGUUUAUUGGCACAGGCAUCAUGUUUCUACCAAAGGCGUUUCGCAACGGCGGCAUACUUUUCUCAUCGCUUACGCUUGUUAUUGUCUCGCUCAUCAACUGUGUCUGUUUUCGUCUACUUCUUGAUUGUCGCCAGAAAUACGGUGGGGGAUACGGUGAGUUGGGCGCCGCAAUCAUCGGGCCUCGAUUCCGCGGCCUCGUCCUCGCCUCUAUCGCCCUGUCCCAGCUCGGCUUUGUCUGCGCAGGUCUCAUUUUCACCGCGGAAAACCUGUGGGCAUUUCUCGAUGCCGUGACCCCAGGCCGACACGGCUCAAGUUUGGGCGUGCCAGGCCUUAUUGCUCUCCAACUCGUGCCGCUCAUUCCCUUGGCACUCAUUCGCAACAUAUCUAAACUCGGUCCGGUGGCUCUGCUAGCAGACGUCUUUAUUCUGGUUGGCCUUGUCUACAUUUGGUAUUUUGAUAUCUGGACGCUGUCUCGAACUGGCAUGGAGCCCACUGUUCGUUUAUUCAACCCUUACGACUUCACAUUGACCAUCGGCUCAGCCAUCUUCACGUUCGAAGGCAUCGGACUUAUCCUGCCGAUCCAAUCGAGCAUGAAGAAGCCCCAGCACUUCGGUCCCCUCCUUUACUUUGUCAUGCUGCUCAUUACAAUCAUUUUCACAUCUGUCGGCGCCUUGUGCUACGCCACAUUCGGGGAACGGACCAAAAUUCAGGUUAUUUCGAAUUUCCCUCAAGAUUCAGCUCUGGUCAAUGCUGUGCAGUUUCUGUACUCGCUGGCUGUCCUUGGGGGGGAGCCAGUGCAGCUUUUCCCAGCUGUGCGCAUCAUUGAGACGUCUCUGUUUGGCGAGCGAGCAACUGGCAAGAAGAGCACCGCCAUCAAGUGGAAGAAAAAUGCCAUUCGGGCCGCGGUCAUGGCUCUUUGCGUCGCCAUUGGCAUGGUGGGCGCCACAGACCUGGACAAGUUUGUUGCUCUCAUUGGCAGCUUCGCCUGCGUCCCAUUGGUGUACAUAUACCCUGCAUACCUGCACUACAGGGGUGUUGCAGAGUCAAGCUCAGCCAAGGCUUUGGACGUGGCUUUGAUGGUGUUGGGCAUUAUAGCCAUGGUAUACACCACUGCGGUCACGAUGUUCCAGUGGAUAUCGAACUAGGGUAGAUACGGCAAUUGCAUACCCCUUGCUGGACGUCUUCUUCCCCCAUAUUGUAUGAACGUGUUUCAAAGCCGUCCAACAUCCGGGUUCCACUACCGCAUGUGACGAAUGAAUCGGCCGGACUCGAGUCGGACGGGCGACGGUUAUAAACGACUCGAGGCACCUUGAGGGAUAGAGUCAAGGGCUCGGCGAAAAACAAGGGGUAACGGAUAACCGCAAGUUCGGAAAGGGGUGGCGAGAGACUAGCCCAAAGCUGGGAGGACGGGAGAAUGGCGGAGCCAUCGUCGCCUUUCAUUCUACCGGAUAAGGGAAACCCGCGGUGGUGCAAAGGCUUGAGGUGAGCAGCUGACAAGACUACUAGCCGCUCUCCAAGUUCGGACGGCGCAAGCCGAAUUUGACUCCGACAUGGGGGAUGAAUGAGGAGCAAAACAAGGUGACGAUAGAUCAUGGGGCCUGCUCCGACAUCAACGGUCGCCGUGGGCCGGCGGUGCCUGCCUGGGAUUCCGUGAUGUGUCUUUCUUAGAUGCCUCGAGCGGAUUGCCCGAAGAAACGAAGAGGAUGCCCAACUUGAGUGCCAUGGCCAGACAUGCAUGGCCGACGACGCGUUGGGCCCACGACACGUCCAGGAGAUUUCCUACUUGGUACACAACAAAGACGGCUUGGACGGGCAAAGCCCUCCACAAUUCGCCAUUCCAGAACACCUCAACGGUCAGCGAAUAGGUAGGUGCGUGCUCGGUGCAGGCUGCAUGCCGGCGGUGUCGUGGUGUUGUUGACCGACUCGGACUUCUGCCCGCGUCCAAGCAAGUGGCAGGCACAGUAGUCUGCGGUCGAAGCCACAUUGGAGAACAGAUCUGCAUGCAGGAACAACAGGUGGUGGGUGGGGUAUAAAAAGAGGGACAGCGCUGUCCGUGAUGUCUGUCUGCAGAUGCAUACAGUAGGUAGGUACUUACCUAGGUACUACCAAGGUCCGUCGUCUCUCUCCCUUGGCUGGUCAGUGAGUGGCAGGGCCCUCUCCUCGUUGGCUUCGGAAAGGACGGCCGAGUGGAAGCGGGCGACGAGCCAGCCGGUGCCGCACCGACCGGAAUCCCCGUAAGGGUAUGGUCAUGGCCAGUGAGUCAAUAGCGGCGGCGACAUUGUACAGCGGAGACGGCGACAGAGGGACGAAGUGCUGAUGCAGGAACUGGCGUGCGAUCGUUCCAUGGUGCGUGCCCACCCGCUUGGAGGGAAGCUUGGGUGGGAGGGGUUCCGUGCCAAAGGAAAGCAGCCCUCGGUGCGGGGUUGCAGCAGCUCGGCGCCAUGGAUGCAUCCAGGCCGCGCGGUGUCCGGGCGGCCCGUGUUGGGUGUAGAAGGUAAGGUAGUACUACUAUAGAGGUACUGUACCUAACAGUGGUGGUAGUGGUUAAUUUUAGGCAUCGAGGCACUUCCGGAUGAAAAAAGAGAGGCGUCCCGUCUGCCAGGAUCCCCCGCUGGGUCCUGCCAGCGGCUGCCUUCGACCAUGUAGGUG